This is a messenger RNA of Auanema sp. JU1783, 582 nucleotides long. Lineage: Eukaryota; Metazoa; Nematoda; Chromadorea; Rhabditida; Rhabditidae. The record is from the annotation of a GenBank genome assembly.
AUGCAACAGCUCAUCGUUUUCCUCGCAUUAGUAGCAGUUGCCUUCUGCGCUCCAACUGAGUUGCCUAAGCAUGGUGAGAUUUUGGAUUCCAGCUGUCCAUUCCCCAAUGGCACAGACAAGGCCAUUUACUCCUACAUGUGUUCAAGCCAUGAACAGUUCAGAAUCGACAACAUCACUGUUACUGACAUGAAGGGUAAACCAAUCUACCCUAUUGAUCCCACCAAGGAAUUCAUUCUUAACCUUUAUUCAUACAACAAUGGACCACAAAUUGACGAUAACAAGGUUAACGUCACUCUCUACCAGUACACUAAGGGAUGGGUAGGAAACUCAUGCAACUGGAACAUGCUCCCCACUUACGGACUUCUUGAUGGAAUCGAUGGAUGCGAAUUCGCUCACAACUGCCCCCUCACAUCAGGACCCUUAGUUCUUCAGCUCCCCAUGGAUCUCAGUCAAUUCUCUGUGAUUAUCAACAUGCUUGCUGCAUACAAGCCUUAUCAAUUAGAAAUCCGUCUUUUCGACUACAACGCCGGAUCAAAACACGAAGAAAUCGCUUGUGUUAUGGCUCAAGUUGAGCUUAGCUAA